AACAAACUAAACCCAAAAGUAAUUCCCCUUCCCAUUGCAAAUCAAGAAUAUAUACGCAUAAAGAAAAGAAAAGAAAAAAAAAAAAGAAAGAGAACAUUGAUUUGGCACAACGAAAGUUUACCAAACCAAACAGAAAUACAGAAAUUUGAGUUGGUAUUGGUGAAAGCUGUUCCCCCUCCAAUUCCAAACCAAGAAUAAGAAUGAAAAAAAACCCCGCGUUUAAUGUUCAUCAUCCAUCCCUUUGCAUCUGUUUCACAAACAAACUACAAACCUCUCUCUCUUUCUCACUCACUCACUCUCUCACCUUCUCAUGAUUUCCCAAUGAAUCAUUCGUUGUGAAACAACUCCCACAGCUAGAUUCUCAAAUCACAUUCCCAACUAUUUACCUUUUUAACUCACACCAAAUGGGAAAAACUUUUCCCAAGCCUCAGUUAAUUUAAGAAAACACAUUCUUUUGAAAAAGUGAAACCAAAUCAAAGUAUAAUACAUCUAUUUUCAUCGUCGGAUAGACCCAAAGGCUGUGAUGGGGAGGAGAGAGUCCUCGUCCUCCCCAACGACGGACCAGAUCGAGAUUAAGGUCCAUUCAUCACGCCGUGGCGACAACUCGGUCCACCCAGAUAGCGUGGGUCCCACUCCUUCUACUACGGCGUCGUCUCAGCCUCAGCCUCAGCCGCAUCGGCAUCGGCAUGGGCACAGGCAUGGGCACGGGCACAGGCAUGGGCAUGGGCAGAGGCAGAGACAGAAUCGGGGGACGGCGGCGGCGGCGGCGGCGGAGGCGAGUAGGGAGGAGUUCAGGCCGUUCAGGCGGUGGGUGCCGUGGCUGGUGCCGACAUUUGUGGGGAUAAACUUUGUGGUGUUCGUGAUCACAAUGUAUUUGAACAAUUGCCCGGAGAAUUCACCUCCUUGCAUUGCUACCUUCUUCGGCAGAUUCGCUUUCCAGACCUUAAAAGACAAUCCUCUUCUUGGUCCCUCUUCUAACACGUUAAUGAAGAUGGGUGCUCUUGAGGUGGAUAAAGUGGUCCAUGAGCACCAGGCAUGGCGCUUGUUCACUUGUAUAUGGCUACAUGCUGGAGUUUUCCAUAUACUUGCCAAUAUGUUGAGUCUUAUAUUCAUUGGAAUUCGACUUGAGCAAGAAUUUGGGUUUGUUAGAAUUGGGUUACUUUAUGUCAUAUCUGGUUUCGGAGGGAGUUUGAUGUCGGCUCUUUUUAUUCAAUCGCGGAUCUCUGUUGGUGCCUCUGGUGCACUUUUUGGCUUACUAGGAGGCAUGCUUUCGGAGCUAAUUACAAAUUGGACAAUAUAUGCAAAUAAGUUAGCUGCCUUGUUGACUCUUAUUGUCAUCAUCAUAAUAAAUUUAGCAGUUGGAAUCCUACCACAUGUUGAUAAUUUUGCUCAUAUUGGAGGAUUUCUUUCUGGCUUUCUUCUUGGAUUUGUGUUCUUGAUUCGCCCUCAGUUUGGAUGGGUUAGCCAAAAGAAUUCUCCUCCUGGAUCUAUUUCAACAACUGUUAAAUCUAAACACAAGACAUAUCAGUAUAUACUGUGGGUUCUCUCUCUGAUAAUAUUGGUUGUUGGGUAUACUGCUGGUCUAAUUACACUCCUACGAGGGACUAAUCUGAAUGAUUACUGCUCCUGGUGCCAAUAUAUGAGCUGUCUCCCUACCUCAAGGUGGAAAUGCAAAGCAGAUAAAAUGUACUGUGAGUCAACCCAAAUUGGAAACCAACUGAACUUGACAUGCAUAGGCAACGGAAGAAGUGGCGUUUAUUUGUUGUCAGAUAAUAAUGCUUCCCAGGUUGAGCGGCUAUGUACUCGGCUCUGUAAUUGAUGUACAAGGUGAUUGAAGGUUGCUUGAGUCCAUUCUUUUAACAGCUCGGCGUAUAUGAUGCCUUGAAUAUGCAGAUAACAAAAUAUUAAUCAGAAAUUGUUUACUAUUAUCAUUUAUUCGUUAUUUUACUGCUCCUUAGUUUGUGAAAUAUCAGCAGUUCAUCAAAAAAAAGAAAAAAAAAGAAAA
Messenger RNA from Quercus robur (English oak), 2005 nucleotides. RefSeq names its product RHOMBOID-like protein 1. Gene Ontology annotation, cellular component: membrane. NCBI's taxonomy places the organism in Eukaryota, Viridiplantae, Streptophyta, Magnoliopsida, Fagales, Fagaceae. Gene Ontology annotation, biological process: proteolysis. Gene Ontology annotation, molecular function: serine-type endopeptidase activity. The record is from RefSeq and is a predicted model, not a curated record. The coding region runs from base 524 to 1819 and encodes 431 amino acids. The transcript is spliced from 6 exons.